AAAUCCGUAUUAAUAGAAUAAUUGAUAUCUAUAAAGAAUUUUUAACCAACGAGUGUCCAUUUCUUCUAGGCAAUGGGAAAAUAUUGGAAUUGAAAGAUCUCGCGGCGAACGUAACCACGGAUAUGAUCAGCUCUACGGCGUUCGGUUUGCGAGUGAACUCGCUGGCCGAUCCGAACAACGCGUUUCGUUCGGCGGGCAGAAAGAUUUUCAACUUCAAUUUCAUUCGGUCCCUCAACUUCCUUACAAUAUUCUUCUUCCCUCAGUGGGUCGACUAUAUUCAUCCGAAAUUUUUCGGCGCCGAGGCGACCAGAUUCUUUCGAAACGCCUUUUGGGAUGUGAUCAAUCAUCGAAUAGAGUCUGGAGAGAAGAGAAACGAUCUCAUCGAUUUGUUAAUAGAGCUCAGGAAGAAACACAAGGGCGAAGAAGUAGACGGAUUCAAAUUCGAAGGUGACGAUUUAUUGGCGCAAGCCGCUGUGUUUUUCACUGGUGGUUUCGAAACGUCAUCCACUACCACGGCUUUCACACUGUAUGAAUUAGCUUUGAAUCCCGAGAUUCAGAAGACUCUUAGAGAGAAGAUUCAUGAAGCCCUUGAGAAGACUGAGGGCAAAAUUACUUACGAAAUGGUUACGACGUUACCGUAUCUCGACAUGGUAGUAUCUGAAACCCUUCGCAAAUACCCGCCUCUAGGAUUCUUAGACAGAGUCGCUGGAGCUGAUUACAAGGUACCCAAUUCCGACUUGGUAAUAGAGAAAGGUACACCGAUAUACAUGUCCAUGCUCGGUAUGCACUACGAUCCGGAGUAUUUCCCAGAACCAGAGAAGUACGACCCCCUAAGGUUCAGUGAUGAGGCGAAAAGGUCCAAAACCCCAUUCACCUAUUUUCCCUUCGGCGAAGGACCUCGCAUCUGCAUUGGCAUGCGGUUGGGAUUAAUACAAUCGAAGCUAGCAAUCAUUCAAUUCCUGAAAAAUCACGAAUUCUCUGUCUGUGAAAAAACGCCCAUCCCGAUGAUCCUGGAUCCUAAAGGAUUCACGACGACGUCCAAGGAAGGAA
Ceratina calcarata is the source of this 1050-nucleotide messenger RNA. Its product is annotated as cytochrome P450 6k1-like. Lineage: Eukaryota; Metazoa; Arthropoda; Insecta; Hymenoptera; Apidae. The annotation marks the transcript as partial. The transcript has 4 exons. The record is from RefSeq and is a predicted model, not a curated record. Gene Ontology annotation, molecular function: monooxygenase activity; heme binding; iron ion binding.